CUACAGAUAGCGAACAAGACUUUCGGACACAAUGCCGACUCUCAGUACUGCAGAUCUUGAAAGCUCUCUUGGAGGGCUGGACUUGAACGUUCCAUUGCCACAAUUCGAUGCUGCUAAUGUCCUUGACAACCCACUCGACAUCUGCCGCUCCUAUCUUGCGGAAAUUCUCUGCAGCCUUAUUGAAUGCGACCCUACAGUCGCUUAUAACUCCAUUCAACCAUCCAAUAAUCUUGAAAACGGAGAUUUGGUGAUCAUCCUCCCAAGGCUUUGUCCUGGUGCCAAGGUUAACGAGCUCGGUUUCGAUCUCCAAAAGAAGUUCCCGCCAUGUCCCCUUUUCGGACUUCCGUUCCUAGAUGGUGUUCACCUUCGGAUCAUGCUCAUGCCUGAAACACUCCCUCGUCUCCUACUUCCAUUCAUCAGUGACCGAAAGGAAGCAUAUGGCUGCGACUUAAAUAUCGGCCUAAACGAUUCUCUCCUCCCCGAGAGUGGCCGCAAAAGGCUCGUCAUUGAAUUCUCCUCCCCGACCAUCACGAAAGACUUUGAAGGCAAGCAUCUGCGGAGUACUAUUAUUGGAGCAUGUAUAAGUAAGAUGCAUCAGAUUAUGGGAUGGGAUGUCACCAAGAUCAAUUACCUCGGCGAUUGGGGUAAGCCGAUCGGGUUGUUGGGGGUUGGGUUUGAGAAGUUUGGUUCUGAAGAAGCGCUUCAGGUGGAUCCCAUCGGGCAUCUCCUCCAAGUGAACCACAAAAUUACCGAAGAGUUUGCCCCAGAAGAAGCAGAGCACAAGAGAAUUCGCGAUGAGAAAGGAGACACUGCCGAGCUCGAGAAUCAGGGGCUAUACGCGGAGCGAAACGCGUUCUUCAAGAAAAUGGAAGACAAGAAUGAGGAAGCUUUUGCGUUUUCCAAGCGGGUCCGCGAUCUCAACAUCAACUACUAUACGCAACUCUACGCCCGAUUGGGAAUCAGCUUCGACGAGUAUUCUGGGGAAUCACAAGUAAGCGAGGAUACGAUGAAUGAAAUUGAGAAGUUGUUGAAGGACAAGGGGAUUUGUGAAGAGAAGGAUGGCGCUUUGUUAAUUGACCUGAGGAAACACGGCAUGAAAUCAGGUGCUGGGAUCAUUCGAGACCGCUCUUCUGGAAGUAGCACUUAUCUCCUCCGGGACCUUGCAGCUGUGCUCGAGCGGUCAAGAAAAUUCGAGUUCGAAAAGAUGAUAUUCGUGGUGGCCGCCGAUCACAACGUUCACUUUUCGCGUGUGUGCAAGAUACUGGAGCUUUUAGAUAUGCCUGGGCUCGCCAACAAAGUGCAACACGUCAACUUCAGUGAGGUUUCGAAGAUGAAGGAGAAAUUAGGGGCCGAAUACCAGCCAAACGAGAUUAUCGACCAAUGCCAACUCGCAAUGCUGGAGUCACUGAAGGCUGAAGAAGAAAAAGCCCAACUGCUCGGGGAUUUAGGUGAGGCUGCGAAGAGAAUGGGUAUCAAUGCGCUUCUAGCACAAGAGUUGUCCGCAAGAAGGGGAAAUGAGCAUCCUUUCGACAUUAGCGGGAUGACAUCCUUUAAACCCGGUACAGGCCCGGACCUCCAAUACUGGUAUGCCAAGCUGUGCUCCAUUCUGAAGCAGCAACCUGGGAAUGCCAAACUUUCUACUGAGGAUUAUGAUUCUCUUGCUGAGGAAGACCAUGCCAACCUUUUGCGCGUUCUAGCCCAGUAUCCUGAUGUCACCCAUGCAGCCUACAGAUCCCUUGAGCCGGCAACAAUCAUGGCCUAUCUUGUCAGUGUCACCGAGCAAUUGGCGUUUUGCUUUGAAGAGGCCAAAAACAAUGUAACACCUGCUGAAGCUGCAUUGUAUGAAGCCACUCGACAAGUUCUGGAGAAUGGAAUGAGUCUGCUUGGACUCACUCCCGCAGUACAGGUUGGGCAAGAUCUGUGA
Messenger RNA from Lindgomyces ingoldianus, 1924 nucleotides. RefSeq names its product Nucleotidylyl transferase. Gene Ontology annotation, biological process: arginyl-tRNA aminoacylation; mitochondrial translation. Gene Ontology annotation, cellular component: mitochondrion; cytoplasm. Gene Ontology annotation, molecular function: ATP binding; arginine-tRNA ligase activity. NCBI's taxonomy places the organism in Eukaryota, Fungi, Ascomycota, Dothideomycetes, Pleosporales, Lindgomycetaceae. The record is from RefSeq and is a predicted model, not a curated record. Bases 32 to 1924 code for a protein of 630 amino acids. The transcript has 3 exons.